Acanthochromis polyacanthus (spiny chromis) is the source of this 3907-nucleotide messenger RNA. RefSeq names its product UBA-like domain containing 2 (gene ubald2). The transcript has 3 exons. The coding region runs from base 159 to 647 and encodes 162 amino acids. Gene Ontology annotation, molecular function: protein binding. The record is from RefSeq and is a predicted model, not a curated record. NCBI's taxonomy places the organism in Eukaryota, Metazoa, Chordata, Actinopteri, Pomacentridae.
CUUUGUUGUUGGUGAUGACAUGAAAAUAUUGUUGUUGGAGCCUCGGCGGAGGGACACGGACGGACAGACGGCCGGAGCGAAUCGAUUCCUGUUGACGUUUCUUUUGUUUUUAUUUCGGUUCGUCGGUGAAGCAGCAGCAGGGAGCUUCCGGAAGCAGCAUGUCGGUGAACAUGGACGAGCUCCGGCACCAGGUCAUGAUCAACCAGUUUGUUUUGACGGCAGGUUGCGCCGCCGAUCAGGCGAAGCAGCUCCUCCAGGCGGCCCACUGGCAGUUCGAGACGGCGUUGAGCUCCUUCUUCCAGGAGGCCAACAUCCCCGGUCACCACCACCAGAUGAUGGUGACUCCCAGAAACACUCCCGCCACGCCGCCCAACUUCCCCGACGCCAUCACCAUGUUCUCCAAGCUGCGAGCGUCCGACUGCAGCUCCGGUUCCUCCCAGUCGGCGGCCUGCUCCCCUCCGGCUCCGUCCUCCAGCUUCGGCUCCUUCUGGGCCUCGUCGCCGCCGAGCCACCAGCCGGCCUGGCUGCCUCCGUCCUCCCCAACCGGACACCGCUGCCACCACCAGACGCCCAUGUGGCCGCCGGCGUCGCAGCCCAGCGGAGCCCAGCAGCCGGCCGUGGUCCCGGCGCUGAACGGACCCAGAUGAGGAGGAGGAGGAGCGACGGCAGAACUGUUUAGUGUUUGUGGACUGAAGGAGAGACCGGAGCCGAGCCGGUCUGGACUCUGAGCCCGACAGGAGAGCAGCCAUCACACCGUCUGUGAUCCGUUUGGUACAAACAAUGCGCCGAGCAAUAACCAGCAACGAGCAGAACCGAGACACGCUGCAGAGUUUCACGGCAGAACCGAACCGCUCUGCUCACUUCAGCUGUUUCUGGAGGUUUUCCUGCAUCUGCAUGAAAAAUGUUCCGUCUGCUGCACGGAUGUUUGUUAAUACGAACAAAGAGUCCUUCUGGAAACAACAAACUGAGUCUGAGCUCAUCCAGCCUGAAUUUAAAGAGAAUUUUAUCUGUUUGUUUUUAACCUAAAAUGUUUUCAUUUGUGUCAUGAGCACUGGAGCUGAAACUGUUCAACUAUUUCAAGCACAAAUCAGAAAACGUCUCGACUUCUUGCCGUUUUCCACGAAUAAAAACUGAAUAUUUGGACAAAGUUACACAUCUGAGAGACUAGAAAUCGAUUUGAGCGACAACUAUGCAACAAUGUCUGACCAGAAAUGAAGAAAAACAUCAGUUAUUGACACUUACUGUAGAAUAAUGUUCAAACAGUCCAAGUUUUCUAUGUUUUCUGAAGCAUUUCCUGUAAAAUUUGACUCAACACCUGGAUGGUUUCUUCAGUUUAGGACGUUAAAUGAAACUUUGUUGGCGUUAAAAUCUGAUUCUACUGCACACAAGGAGCUCAUUGAAGUGAAAAACUGUUGAAAAUGUUCUUGGCUGCCAGAUUUGUUCAGAUUUUAGAAAAAAAAAACAUAAGUCUGAGCUGAAGUCGUGCAGCAGAUGUGAUGUUUUUCCCUCCAGAUGUUCACCGAGUUUGUAAUUUCACAUUUUGUACAUUAAAACAGUGAGAAGUGGAAGACGAACUGUGAAGUGAAAGUUUGCAAUAAUCUGACGCCGUGAAGCGGAAAGAAGAAGAACAGUUUUCUGUAAAUAAAAGAUCCUUUGAGGCCACAGAAGCAGCUUCAGACGGUUUCUGGAGGAUCCAACUCAGUGAUUUUCGCCGUUAAACCGCCGAUACCUCCGACCCGAAAGGAUCCGAACGUCAAACCGGAAAAGAUUCUGUUUCCUCACAGCGACAAUCAGCUGAUUUAAAGUUUGUUUUUUGGAUUCAAACAGAGAAAUCACAUUUUAUUUUAACUCCGACAGGCAUGGAAUCAUCUGAGGAGAAAUCUGCCCCGAAACACCCGAACGCCGCUUUCAUUUUCUUUUUCUUUAAAGUUUUCCUUCAUUAAAGGAAAACUUGAACACAAACUCUUCUGAAUCCAAGAAAGUUUCAGAUUAUUUUCAAACAAUCAAUUGACAGCUUUAGAUUCAACAGAUCUAUAAAGUUUGAAUGAAAUUUAACUCCAAAAAGUCUAAAUUAUUAAAUGUGAAUAUUUUUAUGGUAAACAGAAUAUCUUUGGACAAAACAUAUGUUGUUUUGAAUGAUUUUUUAAAGCAUUUAUUGUGAUAAAAAGUUCCAUCUUCUCUCCAAAAUGUGAAGAUUUGUUGCAUUUUACUAUCAUAUAAAAGUGUAAACUGAAUAUUUUUUGCAGUUUUGGGUGUAAAAGGAGAUUUUCUUCACCAUUUAAUAAACCAAGCAGUCAAUUCAUCCUGAGAAUUAAUACUUUAUUAAAUAAUUAAGUUGAAUGUCUGCAGGUAGCAGCUUUUUAUUGUUGAUUCCCCCCCCCAAAUAAUCUAAAAAGUUCAGUUUCUCACAUUUUAAAGCUGCAACCAUCAACAGUUCACUUGUAAAACAACUUUAUAUUGUUUAUUAGUCGUAUCGGAAGAGUUUUCUGGGUCUUGAUGCAUCUUUGCUGCCAUAAUUGGUGAAAAAGUGCAUCAAUAACUCCAAAAAGAAGGAGUAAGUGGUUGGAAAUGGUCUAUUGUGAUGCAGAAUGUACAAAAAAAAGCAGCAUUGUGUUCCUGUAAACACCCACAAAACUGCAAAAAAAAAAAUAAAUCAAAGAUGAUCAAUUUACAGUCAAAACAGGUCAAGUAUUUGGCUCAAAAAAUGAGUAAAAUUAUUCAUCAGAUAAUCAAAAAGUUCCUCGUUUUAGCAGCAGAGUGAGACUUUGAGCUAAAACAAAGAAACAGAAAUGCGGUCCUUUAAAUGUUCAAAGCUGAAAGAUGUUCAGGUUACAGCCGUGUUUAAUGAGUAAAUUCAAAUAUUUGACCUGAAAAUUCUUCAGCAAAUUAGCAAAAAAGAGAGUUUUUAGCAAAUGAGCUAAAUUAGCAUUACGGCCCUUUAAAUGUUCAAAAUUCAGUUUACAGUCACUGAAGCAAAGCUCUGCUGUUUGUACCUUAAACAUGAAAAAACAAACAAAGAAACAGCUGUAUGGGGCUUUAAAUGUCCAAAACUCAAAGAAUUCAAUUUGCAACGACAGAUUACAGCAAUUUUCUGGUGCAUAACGUGCUAUUUUUUUUUGUUUUUGUUUUAGCAAACGAGCAAAAACUCGUGUAAAGAAAUUUUAAUAAAAACAGCAGAAUGGUCCUUUAAAUGCCCUAAACUCAACAGUAUUCAGGCUCCAAUGAAUUUUGAAUGUUUGGAUCAAAAAAAUAUAUAAAAUUUGUCAAUCAGAUAAUCAAAAAAGUUGAUUAUUUGUGCAGCAGAGUUUGUGACUUUCAGCAGACGAGCUAAAUGAUGCUUUAAAUGUCUGAAAAUGAGCCCCAAACAAAAAUAAAAACAAAACAGUUUGCAAUGAUGAUAGCAAGUUUUUUUUUUGUCCCAUUUUUUAGCAAAUGAGCUGAAACAAGUAAAAAGAAACGUAAAAAAUAACUGCUGUAUGGUCCUUUAAAUGUCCAAAACUCAACAAUAUUCAGGUUCCAAUGAUUUUUGAUUUUGAAAAUCGAAUGUUUGGAUCAAAACAAAUUAUAAAAUGUUUCAAUCAGAUCAUCAGAAAAGGUGAUUAUUUCUGCAGCAGAGUUUCAGACUUUUAGCAAUUGUCUAAAACAGCGACAUGGUCCUUUAAAAGUCCAAUAAAACCUUCUACAACUCUGUCUGUUGACGCGUUGGUUCAUUAAAUUCGUCACCUCUGGCAGCUUUCUCCUCUGAUCUGAAUCUAAACUCCUGGUUUUUGUUGCUGAACUCUGGUUUUGGUUUCUUAAACUUUCUGACUCGUCACAGUUUGAAUCUGCAGCUCUUUUCUAGACAUUUGUGUUCAUUCGCUCUGUUGAGAAUUUGUAUUUAUACGUUUAAUAAAACGUUUGGAUCUGC